AUGCCCGGUCUUCGCCGUCUGCGCGACGGGCGUGGGAACGGGACGGACUUUUGGCUCUCGCCCAACCGAACGAAAUCCUGGACCGCGCGCGCGCGCGCGCGGGCGUCGGUCGAGGACGAGCGAACGGAGGGAGAGCGCGUGGACGACGCGUCGUCGUCGUCGAGCGAUGUGUGCGCGGAGGAGGAGGGGAAGACGGGGCUCGACCAAGCGCCCGCGGUGUUCGUCGGUUUUCCGCACGCGUCGUACGUGUGCGGGACGUGUCGAGACGUGUACGACGAUCCGGUCGUCGCGAGCGAUGGAGAGACGUACUGUUUGAAGUGCGUCCCGCGAGGGUUGGAGGUUGGUGCGACGGAGAACGCGGAGGUGGAGGAUGGGAUACAGGCGUUGGCGGUUUUGUGCAGACGGGCGCUGACGCUCAGGAGGAACGCGAACGGCGAGAGCGAGUGGACGUGGAAGGCGGACGGAUGUGGAGAGAAUGGGAUUAGAUUACGUAUGCGAGACGUACACGAUCGCGAGUGUGGGUUCAGGCAGAGACGGUGUUGGUACCCGCACGCGACGAGACACGAGGCGACGGCGCGAGACGACUCUCGCGCGGGGAGGGAUUAUUGUGGAUAUAUGACGACCAAGUUCGCGUACGCGGCGCACGCGGCGACGUGUGAGUGGCGUGCAGAGAAAUGUGACGUGGUUGGGUGCGAGGAGAUGGUUCCGCAUUGCAAGCGCGAGCAACACGUACGCACGUGUCCGAAGGCGCGCGUAUCGUGUCCGAACGCAUGCGAGUGGGAGGGCGAGCGAGGAGAUUUAGCCACGCAUCGCGCGUCUUGCGAACGCGAGUAUGUUAAGUGCGAAUUUAUCGAUCUCGAGCGCGAGCACGGCGCCGGAUGUAUGCACGGGUGCGAAAGAGCACUCAUUGAGGCGCAUAGACACGAGUGCGAUUUCCGUCCGUGGUGCUGUCCAAGCUGCAAUCUCGUUAUAAACGCGAUAAACGCUUCGGUGCACGCAAUGAAAUGUGGAGACGCUCGCCAACGAUGUCCCAGGUGCCGCGCCAUGGUACGAGAGGCGGCUUUUAAGGCGCACACAGAGCACUUUUGCGCUGGCUCUGCGACGAGUUGCGCGUACGCGUCUUUCGGUUGUCGAGAACAAGGGACGCGCGAAGAACUGCGCCAGCACGAGCGCGAGUCGGCGCCAAGACAUUUACGUCUAGUCGUUAAGUCUCUCGAUGACGAGCGAUCGAAGGGUCUGAAGCAAGCGAAAAUAAUCGAGCGCAUGGAGAAGGCGCUGACGAAAUUUGGCGAAGACUAUUCAAAUUUAACCAGUAAAGCGGCGGAGCGCGUGAAAUUCGUAGAGUCUAGGGCCAUAGAACAGAUAGAAACCUUACAGGCGCAUCUUGAGGCGAACAAGAGAGCGUACGAAGAACACGUCGAGGCCUUGAAUGAAGAGAUUGACAAGUUGAAGGCGGAGCGCGACGCCGCAGUUGAUGCGGACGCACACCUCGCCAAGCUCGACUCGGCCAUCACGAUAGAGCAAGCGAAUGUACUCAUAGCGGCAUCUAAGGCAGAGUUCACGAAGUGCACCACUCAGCUAGCAAAGCUCACGGUCGCGAUUGAAGCUAGUGAGAGGCAGUGGGAAAACGAUAUACAGAACGCACAGUCGAGGGAUGAAGAAAUCGCUGAGCGCUGCAGACGCGAGGUCGAGUCCGUUCUCGCGACGCAAGAAAGUGACGGCAUCGUAGACGCGAUCUCGCGCGUGGACACACUCUCCUCGGAAAUACGCGAGUUGAGCAGGACGAUGAACUUAGAUUUGUUGGCUCUCGCCGAGAAACAGAACGAACUCGAAGCGCUUUGGAGAGCGUCAAACGAAUCUUGGCGGCCUCCAUUGACUCCGUUAGCAUCGGCGGUCACUCGUUCAAGAAGUUCGCCAUCACCUUCAAAGGCAAGAAGACGUUUCAAAUCGAGCGGUACGGCCUCGGCGAGUGAAACAACGUCGGAGAAAUCUAUUCGCCGACUUGGAAGCGCGACGAUGGCGGCGUCGCGCGCAACCGACGACUGGGACGGCAUGCACGCGCCUCCGCCGCCGAGUUUUAUCGCGAGCACGGACGGGUCCGAUGGUUUGAUCUCACCGCCGGCUUCGACGAAUCCAAGCGAGGCGGAGGCUCCGAUCCAGGCGACCCGCCACGCCGGCGUCAACAUCGCCGGCGCAACCGACGACUGGGACGGCAUGCACGCGCCUCCGCCGCCGAGUUUUAUCGCGAGCACGGACGGGUCCGAUGGUUUGAUCUCACCGCCCGCUUCGACGAAUCCAAGCGAGGCGGAGGCUCCGAUCCAGGCGACCCGCCACGCCGGCGGCGAUGACGUCUUCGGCGCCGCGCGUUCACUCGCGUCGGGGAGUCGAUCGAAGACCUCCGCUCCGCCCGCCGCGCCUCCGCGUCCACCCUGGAUCGAAUUCGAUGAUGACUAA
Molecule: messenger RNA, 2454 nt
Organism: Ostreococcus tauri
Lineage: Eukaryota; Viridiplantae; Chlorophyta; Mamiellophyceae; Mamiellales; Bathycoccaceae
Product: Zinc finger, TRAF-type
Exons: 1
Coding region: 1-2454 (817 amino acids)
Molecular function (GO): zinc ion binding
Source: RefSeq, a predicted model, not a curated record